Messenger RNA from Balaenoptera acutorostrata (minke whale), 7937 nucleotides. It is a transcript of the gene REL, whose product is annotated as REL proto-oncogene, NF-kB subunit. Bases 383 to 2167 code for a protein of 594 amino acids. The transcript has 10 exons. Gene Ontology annotation, molecular function: RNA polymerase II cis-regulatory region sequence-specific DNA binding; DNA-binding transcription factor activity, RNA polymerase II-specific. Gene Ontology annotation, cellular component: cytoplasm. Lineage: Eukaryota; Metazoa; Chordata; Mammalia; Artiodactyla; Balaenopteridae. The record is from RefSeq and is a predicted model, not a curated record. Gene Ontology annotation, biological process: non-canonical NF-kappaB signal transduction; response to cytokine; innate immune response.
GCAAGACGCUCCGCCCCCGCCCCAGCCCGGGGGAAGCGGCUGCGAGAAGCUUACGUCAGCCGCGGGAAGUCCCCCUCCCGCCGGGCUGUUCGCCUCUCGGGCCGACCUGCCCUCAGCUGUAGCAGCGCUCCGCCUCCUGGCUCCUGCACCCUGGACGGGCAACGCAGGGUGACCGGAGCGCGAGAAUUAAGCGGGUGGGAAGGUGUGAGCCGCAAACCCAGAGGAGGGCGGGAAGGAGGAAGAGGAGGCCCCGGGGGUGGUCAGGGGGACUGGGGAUCCCGCCGGCAGAGGUCCCUUGGCCGCCUGACUGACUGACGGGCUGAUUGACUGCAGCGGCCUCGGGUCCGGACGCUCGGAGCUGGGCGGCGCGGUGAGCGGAGCCAUGGCCUCGGGUGGGUAUAACCCAUGUAUAGAGAUAAUUGAACAACCCAGGCAGAGGGGAAUGCGUUUUAGAUACAAAUGUGAAGGGCGAUCAGCAGGCAGCAUUCCAGGGGAGCACAGCACGGACAACAACCGAACGUACCCAUCUAUCCAGAUUAUGAACUACUAUGGAAAAGGAAAAGUGAGAAUUACAUUAGUAACAAAGAAUGACCCAUAUAAACCUCAUCCUCAUGAUUUAGUAGGAAAAGACUGCAGAGAUGGCUACUAUGAAGCAGAAUUUGGACAAGAACGUAGACCUUUGUUUUUUCAAAAUUUGGGUAUUCGAUGUGUAAAGAAAAAAGAAGUAAAAGAAGCUAUUAUUUCAAGAAUAAGGGCAGGAAUCAAUCCUUUCAAUGUCCCUGAGCAACAGCUGCUUGAUAUUGAAGACUGCGACCUCAAUGUGGUGAGAUUAUGUUUUCAAGUUUUCCUCCCUGACGAACAUGGUAAUUUGACAACUGUUCUACCUCCUAUUGUCUCUAACCCAAUUUAUGACAACCGUGCUCCUAAUACUGCAGAAUUAAGGAUUUGUCGUGUAAACAAGAACUGUGGAAGUGUCAGAGGAGGAGAUGAAAUAUUUCUACUCUGUGACAAAGUUCAGAAAGAUGACAUAGAAGUUCGGUUUGUGUUGAACGAUUGGGAAGCAAAAGGUAUCUUUUCACAAGCUGAUGUACACCGUCAAGUAGCCAUUGUUUUCAAGACUCCACCAUAUUGCAAAGCUAUAACGGAACCGGUAACAGUAAAAAUGCAGUUGCGAAGACCUUCUGACCAGGAAGUUAGUGAAUCUAUGGAUUUUAGAUAUCUGCCAGACGAAAAAGACACAUAUGGCAAUAAAGCAAAGAAACAAAAAACAACUCUGCUUUUCCAGAAACUGUGGCAGGAUUGUGGAGUUAAUUUUCCUGAAAGACCUAGACCUAGUCCCCUAGGAUCAACUGGAGAAGGAAGAUUCAUCAAAAAAGAACCAGUCUUGUUUUCUCAUGGUGCAGUUUUGACAGAAACAUCCGGGCCAGUUUCAAGUCAAGCAGAAUCCUACUAUUCCUCAUCUGUGUCCAUCUCAAGUGCAUUGCCACAUCAUGCUUCAGCCAUACCCCCAAUGGUACCUCAGCCUUCUUCAAGCUGGUCAUCAGUGGCCCACGCCACCUCACGUUCAGUCAAUACAAAUUCACUGAGUAGUUUUUCAACAGGGACGCUUUCCUCUAAUUCACAAGUUAUCCCACCAUUCCUGGAAAUGUCUGUUGUGAGUGAUUUGAAUGUGUCUAAUGCUUGCAUUUAUAACAAUACUAAUGACAUAGGCAGAAUGGAAGCAUCAUCCGUGUCACCAGCUGACUUAUAUGGUAUUUCUGAUGCCAGCAUGCUGCCUAAUUGCCCUGUGAACAUGAUAACGCCCAGUAAUGACAGCAUGAGGGAGACUGAUAAUCCGAGACUUGUGAGCAUGAAUCUUGAAAAUCCUGCCUGUACUUCAGUGUUAGACCCAAGAGACUUAAGACAGCUCCAUCAGAUGUCCUCUUCCAGUAUGUCAGCAGUUGCCAGUUCUAGUACUACUGCUUUUGUUUCACAAUCAGAGGCAUUUGAGGGAUCUGACUUUAAUUGUGCAGAUAACAGUAUGAUAAAUGAGUCAGGACCAUCAAACGGUACUAAUCCAAACAGUCAUAGUUUUGUUCAAAAUAGUCAGUAUUCAGGUAUUGGCACUAUGCAGAAUGAACAAUUGAGUGACUCAUUUGCAUUUGAAUUUUUUCAAGUUAACUUGUAAGAUAUAAAUGGUAAUUCAAGAAUUAAAUCCCUUUAAAGGUAACCCUUUUGAUAUUACCUUUAUAAAUGCAACAUUAUGUAUUUCUCUAAGACUAUACUACAGUAUAUCGUGGACCCUUGAACAACACGGGUUUGAACUGUGCGGGCGGGUCCAGUUAAUACUCAGAUUUUCUUCACUAAAUAUGUAGUUCAGUACUACACGAUUUGAGGUUGGUUGAAUUCAUGGAUGCAGAAGACAUCCAUGGAGACAGAGGGCCGACUGUACAGUUUUAAACACAGAUUUUUCACUGCACGGAGUGUCUGCACCCCAACCCCCGUGUUGUUCAAGGGUCAACUGUAAUUAUAACUUUAGGUAUGUAGGGGAUUCCUCUAACGGGCAAUCUUGUCUUGGGAGCUUCUUGUUUUGCUGGCAGAGAAUUUGUUGGGAUAUAAAAGAUGAGUGCUCAGUGCUUGAAGCUGCAGCUAAAAGAGAGGGAUGAACUCAUUUCCCAACUUCAGGAAGAGUUAGAAAAAGUCCAGCAUUUACAGAAGACUUUUGCUUCAAAAGUAGAUAAAUCCAUACAGACUGAACUCCUAGGCUAUGAUGCAUUGUGGAAUCCUACAUACAAAGAAAAUUUAUGUAAACCAGUGUAUGAUGAAUCUGUGACAUGUUAAAUAUUGAAUAAAAUCAAUUUUUCCACUAAAAAAACCCAACUUUGGGUAUGUAGAAUACAAAGUUGGAAACAGUCAUAAAAGGAAAAUUCCAAAAUAGAAAUUUAAAAGAGCUUUACUGUUUCUUCUUUUGAAACAUGUGAUCUGAUACUGUGUGUGGUGGGAAUUCUGGCAUGAGAAUCCUGCCACAUUUUCCCAGGACAGACAGAGAAGAACAUUAGAGCAAGUCUUCAGUUUUUCCAGGUACACCUUUUUAUACUUCUUUUAUAAUGUAUUAAGGUAUUCUUGGUUAAAUGAAUUAACUGAUAUUUGCUUUUAAGCAAAUUUAAGGUAAAACCUGUAAUGGCUAUGUCAUUGGAAAAAUUAAUUCCUUAUUAUUUUUGAGGCCAAUGGGCCAAGGUGACCCCUAAGGGGUUUUCUGAGGCUUUCUGGAGUUUCUUAGAUUUACAUGUAAAUCAAAAUUUCUUCAAAAUGUUAAGUUGGGCAUCAGGCAGUUGAAGUAAGCUUUCAAGGUAUGGGAGUUCUCUACAUUUUGAACUAUUUAGAUCCAUACCUUUAAAAUUGCUUUUGAUUUUAACUUUGCAUACAUGUUUUUAAGAGGAAGAAGUUUCCUUGGACCUUUCCUCUUUGUUAUGUGUCCGAACUCACUGUGAUCUCAUCCAAUUUCAUGCUGUCAGCUCCCAAAUUUUACCCCUGGCUUAGACCCACCCCUUGAACUCCAGACUUGGAGCUUAUGUGUGUGUGUAAAACUGCUUAUUUGACAUCUCUACAUAGAGAUGUAAUUAAAGCUCAAACUCAACACAUCCAGAGCUGAGUUCUUGAUCUUCCCUCCCAAACUUGCUUAUCCUUCAGUCUUCCUUAACUCAGUAAAUGGCAAUGCCAUGUUUCUAGUUGCUCAGGUCCAAAACAAUGGAGUCAUCUUUGCUUCUUUUCUUUCUUUUAUCUCUCAUAUCCAAUCCAUCAGCAAAUCUGGUAGGCCCUACCUUCAAGAUAUAUCUUAAGCUGCCCACCUCUUUUGACCUCUGAUAUUAACAUCCUAUUCCAGACCACCAUCAUCUCUUGCAUAGAUUGAAUUAUAGCCUCCAAAAUCUCUCUUUACAUCCUUGUGCUCCUGCCGUCUGUUCUCCCUGAAGUAGCCACAGUGAUUAUUUUUAAAAGAAAUCAAAUCAUAUUCACUUGCUCAAAACCAUCCAGUGGCUCCCCAUCUCACUUAAAGACCAAAAUCCUUAAAAUUAGCAGGCCCACACUCCCUCUCUUACCCUUAUUCACUACCAUUUUUCCCCUUCUCAUUCAGCUCCAGGCACUCUAGCCUCAGUGCUCCUCUUCAGAAACACCGAGUACACUCCUGCCUCAGACCCUUUGUACUUCCCUGGUGGUGCAGUGGUUAGGAAUCCGCCUGCCAAUGCAGGGGACAUGGGUUCGAGCCCUGGUCCGGGAAGAUCCCACAUGCCACAGAGCAGAUAAGCCCGUGAGCCACAACUACUGAGCCCGCGUGCCUAGAGCCCGUGCUCCAGAACAAGGGAACUAGUUGUGAAAUAAACUUGGCUGUAUGUGUAGCUCAUGCCUUACAUCCUUCAGUCUCACUCAACUGUUAUUUGAUCAAGGCCUUCCAUGACUAUAUAUACAUUGGCACUCUAUGUCUCCCCUCCUUUACAUUUGUCCAUAGCACUUAUCAUGAUCUGACUUUACUGUUUGUUUAUAUUUGUUUUCCUAUACUGGAAUAUAAGCUCCGUGAGGGCAAAGUUUUGUGUUUUUGUUGAAUCCCACAUUUGUAGAACAGUGUCUGCUUCCCGUUAAGCACUCAGUAAAUAUUUAUUGAACAUUCAAAGUACUACUAAUAGAACUUCGGUUUUUGAAAGAAAGAAUAGCUUUAAUUAUUAGAUGUUUAUGAUUUUUAUAGUUCUGCUUCAUGUGACAUUGAGUUUAGUAUAUCAGAAUCAUGUACAUUCAGGUUGAUGACUAAUAAUGGUGACCCAAAUUGUUUGAAAGCAAAGUAAUCCCAGUGGCAAAAUGACUGUAGAAUUUGGACAGUAAUCUUAAUUGUGAUGGAAUUGUCAUGAUGCUAAGUAACUUGCUAAAGAUAAAGACCUAGUUUAUUUUACAGCUAGAAUCUAUGUAAAUGUUGAGCAUAUUUCUAGCUAGAAACAGUGUGUCUUUUCACUUAUGUGUAGUAUCCAACCAAACCAUAAAUUUACUGGAACGAUUAAAGCUAGUCAAUUUCAUCAAAAUGGGGAAUGUGUGAAUGUCAUAAAAAUUAAAAUUCUGAGUUGAAUGAUACUGGGAAAUGAGAAGGAAAGCAAGAUAAGACUUGGGGUCAGGAUAGUUUGGAAAGCAAAAGAAAAAGAUUAAAGACACCUAACUAUCAUUAAUAUUUCUUAGAAAUUAUGAUUUCAAAAAGAAAUACUUCUGUUGUAUAACUUUAAAAAUCAUAAGCAUAUAACAUACUUUAGCAGAACUUACCAGGGAGAAAAAACAUGAAGGCAUUUCUUUCCUGUUCAAAAUAUGAACCCAAGAUAUCUCCAGAUAGUAGCUUAUAGAUGGUGAACUUUUUUUUUUUUUUAAUACAGAAUCCUAUAAUUUUGUAGUAACUAGCACUUAUCAGCUUAAACACUGACAGGCUACCUAAAUGGAUACUUUAAAUUAAACAACGGACUUGUUUUGCGGGUGUUUUUUUCUGUGUAAGUUGAAUCAAGGUCCUGCUACAUUUGUGUUCAGAGUAUUUCCAAAGGAUUUUUCAUUUUUCAGGUGCUAUUUACUGAUCAUAGAUUUUAUUUUAUUAUUUAAAAAAAUUGGCAACCUGCUUCUUUUUCUCUAAAUGUAUUUAUACUUUCAUCUGUUCUUUUAUCACCCUACUUUUAGUUUUGAGGAAAAGAUGACCUCUUGCUUCCUAAACUCUACUUGAAUACUGGAUCCCUCCUCCUUCUCUCCCAUCUUGUUUCUGUAUCCUCAUAUCACCAUUUAGUGCUUUUCUUGUAUAAACAUGGUAAAUGUUUUCUCUAGCCUAAAAGAGAAAGGAUAAACACCUUUCCUACCACUAUCAUGCUCCUUCCCUUCACAUCCAGACUUACGAAAUGCUUUCAGCCUCCAUUUCCUCACUUCCCAGUCAUUCUUUAGCCUAUCAGUCUUUCUCUUUUAUCUCCUACUAUUUUCUUAUGCUAUUCUGGGAAAAGUGACCAGAGACACCCUCCCUUGUCAAAUCUAGUGUCUUUGUAUCAGUCCUCACUCUGCUUGACCGACCUAUCCAUAACCUAUCCUCUUGACCACUCCCUCCUCAGAUACUCCUGAGGUUGACUUUCUUUCCAGUCUCAUCCCCAGUGCUCAGUUGGUGCUACUUUUCUCCCCUGGGUGACCUCAUCAGUGCUCAGGAGAAAGCUUCAGCUUUCUCUUACGAUACCUGAAUGUCUUUAUAAACUGGCUGCUCCUGUUGCAUUCUCUACUUUCGUUAAUGGCAUUACCAUUUACCCUACCAUCCAAGAUAUUAAUAGCCUCAAAAUCGUAUUUUAUUCUUUUUCGUCCUCACACUCAAAGAGUUAUCAAGUCCUUUUGGGUCUGCCUCCUAAAAAUCUCUUGCAUUUGUCCUUUCUUCAUUCCUGCUGCUUUCUUAGUUUAGGCCUUCAUUCUUUUUCCCUAACAAGAAUCUUUUCCAGAUUGCCCCAGUUAAAAAUAAUACCCCUUCUUCCAUACACUGUAUUGCAUAGUUAGCAUUCCCUGAAGACCCUCUCAGGCCACUAGGCCUCCAUGCCUUUCGCACGUUGUCCACUCUGCCUCUGCUCUUUACCUCCACAGCGAGCAGCCUUCAAGAUGGGGCUUCUCUGUGAAGUUUGAUCCUAGCUGAGGCACAGCUUUACACAUACCCACCCUACUGCAGAACUCCUCUCACUGAAUUAUACAGUUAUAUGAAGUUUCUCUAGUUCACCUUUGGAACUCCAUCACUUAGCGCAAUGCCUGGCACAGUUGGUGCUGAAUAAAUGGUAGUAUUGAUAGAGAGGGAAGGGUGAAAUUGACAUAGGUGUGAUUAUAAAAAAUGUGGACAAGGAUCUGGUUUUUAAAGGGAAAGGUAUUUAAUCUGGCAGGAAAAGCGCGAUGCCGAGAUUACCAGGCUUGUGACGUACUUUACCCUGUGCCUCCUGUAGUGUCAACUGUAUUGCAUAGAAAUUUUACAGUUACUAGGACUGUUUCAUAUCUCUGACCUUACUCCUCCUCUCUCUAUGUGGCAGGUUUAAUCUCAGUUCUCCUCUGGUGCAUUUCCUCAGCACCUUACCCUUGCACAGAAACUCCAGUAUUCAUGUGAUCAGUCACAUUUUUGAAUGUCUAAUGUGCAAAGCACCAUGUUAGGGGCUAGAAAUGACAUAGAGGUGAAUGAGGCAAAGUCUUGCUCUCAAAGAUGUCAGUCUUUUUCUUUGGAGGGAUAACAUAUAGUAAAGUGCAUGAAGUGGACUAAUUUUAAAUUUGCAGCUUGAUGAAUUUUUACAUAUGUAAAUAAUCAUUUCCAGCUCCCCAGAAGUUUCCUUCAUGCCCCUUGCCAAUCUACCUACUCCUCAAAACCACUAUUCUGAUUUCUGUCAUCAGAACCUACUAUCUUAAUGGCCUUUAACAUUGGUAACUGGGCUUCCCUACUCAAAACCUUAGUGAACAAAAACAGCUAGGUUGUCAAUUUCUAACCUAAUGCUUCAGAAAAACCAAUUAUACUGUCCAUGUUAAGAGAGACUUAGAAUUGGUGGUCCAGGCUGCCUAUUAGCUCCAAAUAAUUUCUUCUAUCAUUAAUUGAUUUAUUGAGGGAUUUAAAAACUUACUGUGUGAUGUUAAAUAGCAUGGAGAAAUGGAAAGAGUAAGUAAUUUUUAGUCAGAACAUCUGGGUUUGAAUCUUCAGCUCUGCCACUUAGAAGUCAUUUAAUAUUUAGCAGAUCACACUUUCUAUGGGCCUGUCUCUUCAGAUAUAAAAUGCAGAUAAUUCCCAGCAUACUUAAUUCAUAAGGUGUGUUGUAUUAAAUAAAAUAAUGAAUAAGAAGAAACGCUGUAAAUUGUAUAGUGCAAAUCAAAUAUUGUUAGUAAACCAACAUAUGCAUAUAUCCUGUGGCCCUGAUAAUCUCUAAUCCAAACACACCUUCCCGUUCACAGAG